GGCGGCGGGCGGCCGCUGCGCCUGCGCAGGGUCCGCGCCUGCGCACUGCCGCGCCGCCGACCCGGAAUGGGCAGGAUCUAGCUGUCCUCGCCUGCUACAACGAUGGACAGCGAAGUGCUAAGGGAUGGCAGAAUCCUGGAUUUGAUCGACGAUGCAUGGAGGGAAGAUAAAUUACCGUACGAGGAUGUAGCUAUCCCUCUGCCAUUUCUUGAGCUACUUACAGUCACAUACAGCAGGCAGCCUCAAAGCAGGAAGCUUCAUCAAAUAGCAGUGGAAAGGACUGGCUGUGGAUAUAAAGAUCCCCAGAAUGAGCUUCCCGAACCAGAGCAAGACAAUGGUGGAACAACUGAGUCUGUGAAAGAGCAAGAAAUGAAGUGGACAGAUUUGGCUCUCCAGUAUCUCCAUGAAAACGUUCCCCCCACAGGAAACUAGUGAAUCAGCAAGAUUUCAUGCUGUGGAUGCAUGAAUGCAAUAUAAAGAAUAUUUUUCAGCUGACCAUUGCUGUCAAAGGCUUCUCUAAGGAGGAAACAGCACUUCUGAAAAAGGCUCAUACAGUGGCCACACAGUUUAAAAUGCUUCUGUAGUAAGUGUGAAAUAACAGUGGCUGCCUGACACCUCAGAGCUAAUAUAAAAAAUGUUUCUCUUAUGUAAAAUUAUUUCCUAUCUUCUGUUAAAUUGUUCUUAAGUUGGUGCCAGUUUCAAUUUUAAAUGUUUUCUACGUGUAAUAAAAUAAGCUGUUUUUACUGUC
Melopsittacus undulatus (budgerigar) is the source of this 748-nucleotide messenger RNA. RefSeq names its product anaphase promoting complex subunit 13 (gene ANAPC13). Gene Ontology annotation, biological process: protein K11-linked ubiquitination. Gene Ontology annotation, cellular component: anaphase-promoting complex. NCBI's taxonomy places the organism in Eukaryota, Metazoa, Chordata, Aves, Psittaciformes, Psittaculidae. The transcript has 4 exons. The record is from RefSeq and is a predicted model, not a curated record. The coding region runs from base 103 to 432 and encodes 109 amino acids.